Molecule: messenger RNA, 405 nt
Organism: Malassezia pachydermatis
Lineage: Eukaryota; Fungi; Basidiomycota; Malasseziomycetes; Malasseziales; Malasseziaceae
Product: 40s ribosomal protein s24
Exons: 4
Coding region: 1-405 (134 amino acids)
Biological process (GO): translation
Cellular component (GO): ribosome
Molecular function (GO): structural constituent of ribosome
Source: RefSeq, a predicted model, not a curated record
AUGGACCUGAACUCGCCGAUCACCCUGCGGACCCGCAAGUUCAUCACCAACCGUCUGCUCCAGCGCAAGCAGAUGGUUCUGGAUGUGAUCCACCCUGCUCGCCCUAACGUCUCGAGGGCUGAGCUCCAGGAGAAGCUCGGUGAGCUCUACAAGUCUCCCAAGGAGCAGGUGUUCGUGUUCGGCAUGCGCACCCACUACGGUGGUGGCCGCUCGACUGGCUUUGCUCUGAUCUACGACAGCAAGGAGGCUCUUGAGCGUUUCGAGCCGAAGCACCGUCUUGUUCGCAACGGCCUGGCUCCCAAGAUCGAGAAGCCCUCGCGCAAGCUCCGGAAAGAGCGCAAGAACCGUGCCAAGAAGGUGCGUGGUACCAAGAAGAGCAAGACUGGCGAUGCCAAGAAGAAGUAA